UCUGUGCGCGCGCACGUGACCGGAGCUUUCUUGCAGAGCGUUGAUUUCGCGCUUGAGGUGCCGUGCGUCGCUUUUGUUCGGCGGAUCGUGGCUUUGUGCUUUUUAGAUUGCUGGAGGGAGCUUCUGCCACCGAAACUGCCUCACAUCACUUCCUGUCGACUAUCGAGAUACGGAUUCACAAGUGUCUCAUUCACACCAGCAUUAAAUAGUACAUAUCAUUCUGCUUGCAUAUUGCCUGCACAGAAAGUUGAUGAUAUUUCAGCACUGAUGAAGAAGGAGCUACAGGUAGAAAAUGAAAAAAGACGUAAGUUGGAACGAUCUUUGUCACAUGUGCAGGAAGAGCUUGAUAAAACAAAAGAUAUGGCAGAUGAUCUCAACCAGUCGAAAAGACUAGCACUUGCAAUGGUGAAACAACUUCACAAUGAAUACUCAAAACUGCAGAAAAAGUAUGAACAGUCCAUCAGAAAUUCACAGCAUAAUGAAAGUAUUCGAAGAAACCGGGACUCAGCAUUAGCAAUUCAGGAAAGAAGAUUGUCAUCACUCUCUGAUCAGCUUCAGUCCGAGGUCCGCAGGAGACAAGAACUUGAAAAUUGGCUUGGAAGAGAAAAAACUGCCAGGAGCUUUUUAGAAGAAGCACUCAAUGAAACAAUUAAACAAAAGGAUCAACUGGAGGACCAAAUAAGGCAUCAGCAGUUGGAAGUGCGUUCUGUUUCUUCUAAUGAGACAUUCCAUGAUUGUCAGGAGGUCCAGCUAUCAGGAAUAUCAGUGCAGCAGAAACUACAAGAAUCUGAACAUGCCAAACAAUCUAUGAAGGAAAAUGAGAAACUUCCUGUAAAAACAUCAGAUAAAAAUGUUAAUGCAUGUGAAAAUGAGAAACUUCCUGUAAAAACAUCAGAUAAAAAUGUUGAUGCAUGUGAUCCAAAUUUUGACCCUGAUGAAUUAAUCAACAUGAAGAAGAGGUGUGCUGAAUUAGAAAAUCAGCUCAAACAAACAUUUACAGUGUCACAGGAACUAAACGCUGCAAAAAAACGGUGUAAUGAGCUAGAAUCACAACUGAAGGAGUAUACCACUGUUAGUACAGAAUUGAAUGAAUAUCGUGAGCGGCUUCAAAAAAAUGUUCAGCAACUACAAGAUGUACAAAGUUCUUUCACUCAGCUACAAAGUGCAUUCAAAUCUGCUCAGGCAGAAAGUAACAUAAGAGACACUCGGCCUUCUACCAUCUCAAACACCUGAUAUUUUAAAAGUAAGUAAGAGAGCAGAUACAUUUCUACUGCGCCACUGGAUUCUGUGUGCAGGUUGGAAGUUUGAAAUGAGAAGACAAUAAGAGGGGCAGUCGAAUGAUGCCGACAAGUGUUUCCGCAAGAGCCACGGACACUGUGAGAGAGGACAUGGAGUAAUAAAUGCUAUUCUUUGCUGUGUUAGUGAAUGCAAUUGUUGGGAAAAAAAGGAAAAGAAAAGAAAAACAAACAUUUGACUAUAGAUUUUAGCUCUUA
Messenger RNA from Schistocerca nitens (vagrant locust), 1493 nucleotides. RefSeq names its product tropomyosin-like. The record is from RefSeq and is a predicted model, not a curated record. NCBI's taxonomy places the organism in Eukaryota, Metazoa, Arthropoda, Insecta, Orthoptera, Acrididae. The transcript is spliced from 8 exons. The coding region runs from base 268 to 1233 and encodes 321 amino acids.